AUGGCCGCCGAUAUACCCAAGGAUGCCAAGGAUCUUGUUCAAGAGGAUAAGGAUGCCCUCGAUCUUCUGGCUUCAGAAGAGAAGGAGUUCGCAAAGGCAAGUACCGAUGCAGAGAUCGACCGAAUCCUCAAGGCGUUCCGGCUCGACGCCUACGCCGUACUGGACCUGAACCCAGGCGUGCCCGAGUCGGACAUCAAGAACACGUACCGCAAGAAGUCGCUGCUUAUUCACCCGGACAAGACGCGGAAUCCCCAGGCGCCCGACGCCUUUGACAGACUCAAGAAGGCGCAGACGGAACUCAUGGACGAGAAGCACCGCGCCCGCCUCGACGAGUCCAUUGCCGACGCCCGCAUGCUGCUCAUUCGCGAGAACAAAUGGACCGUCGACUCCCCCGAGCUCAAGACGCCCGAGUUUGCCGCCCGCUGGCGCAUCAAGACCCGUGAGGUCCUCAUUGACGACGAGCACCGCCGCCGCCGCCAGAUCAAGGCCCAGAUGCAGGAGGAGGGCCGCGAGCAAAAGCGGCAGGAGGAGGAGAUCGACGAGCGCAAGCGCAAGCGCCAGCAUGAGCAGGAUUGGGAGGCCACCAGGGAUCAGAGGAUAGACUCGUGGCGUCAGUUUGCAAAAGGAAAGAGUGGCGGCGGCGGCGGCGAGGAUGGUGGGAAGAAGAAGAAGAAGAAGCUCAAGCCCAUUGGGCAGAAAGAAUGGGCCGCCCGUGGCCACUCGAAGGCUUCAACCCAGACAUGA
Molecule: messenger RNA, 744 nt
Organism: Pestalotiopsis fici W106-1
Lineage: Eukaryota; Fungi; Ascomycota; Sordariomycetes; Amphisphaeriales; Sporocadaceae
Exons: 3
Coding region: 1-744 (247 amino acids)
Source: RefSeq, a predicted model, not a curated record